AUGGCGACUGGUGAAGUUUGGGGUCGUUUGAACGAGUGGUUUGAGAUCUCCUUUGAAAAAUUUUCAAAGCGGCUCCGGGAACGUCUUCCUUCGGCCUUUCUCCAAUUCUGCUCGUUCCAAUCUGGAUUUUCUUCUUUAGAUGCGAUGUGGAUGCUUGAUGGAGGUGAUUUAGCCGGUGGCCGCGGUAAAUGCCGUGAUUUGGAUUGUCGGCCAUUUUACUUGCUCGCGAUCGGCCAAAUUUCACUCCAUCGGCCAUCUCUUGAAUUAUCUUUCGUUGUGCGCGCCAAUGGCUCGGGAUGUGAUUCCUUUGGCCAUCUGUUUCUGUUCGAUCGUCUCCUUCCUUUCUUCUUCCUUGGUGUUUUUUGGACUCCAGAGGAUCAGUUUCCACCGGUGUUCGCGCCUUCUUGA
Microthlaspi erraticum is the source of this 408-nucleotide messenger RNA. Lineage: Eukaryota; Viridiplantae; Streptophyta; Magnoliopsida; Brassicales; Brassicaceae. The record is from the annotation of a GenBank genome assembly.